AUGUGUAUAGACUAUAGGCAGUUAAACAAGGUCACUGUUAAGAAUAGUUACUUACUCCCUCACAUUAAUGAUCUUUUUGAUCAAUUACAAGAAGCUCAAUGUUUCUCAAAGAUUGAUUUGCGAUCGGGGUAUCAUCAGUUGAGGAUUAGAAAUGAGGAUAUUCCUAAAACUGCCUUUAGGACUCGUUAUGGGCAUUACGAAUUCCUAGUGUUGUCUUUUGGGUUAACGAAUGCACCUGCAGCUUUUAUGGAUAUGAUGAAUAGGGUUUUUAGGCCUUUUAUUGAUAAGUUUGUUAUUGUGUUCAUUGAUGACAUCCUGGUGUAUUCAAGAAGUGAAGAGGAACAUAAAGAGCAUUUGAGAUUGGUGCUUCAAACUCUAAGAGAUCAUCGAUUGUAUGGAAAGUUCUCGAAAAGCGAGUUUUGGUUAGAGAGUGUUAGGUUUUUGGGACAUGUGGUGUCCAAAAAUGGGAUAGAGGUUGAUCCACAAAAAGUGGAGGCAGUUAAGCAGUGGCCUAGACCAGUUACGGCUAAGUCAGACUUGGUAGACUGGAUUAAAGUAGCUCGGAUGAAGGAUGAGCGACUUUGCAAGAUUCUAGAUGAAUUGGAGUUAGGGAGAGCUCCGGGUUUUGUUAUCCACGAAGAUGGUGUUGAGAUUUGGGUUAAAGGUAAGCAUCAGAAACCACCAGGGCUUUUGCAGCCAUUGUUGAUUCUUAAAUGGAAAUGGGAGAGGAUUACUAUAGACUUUAUGUCAGGUUUACCUCGGAGUCAAGAGGGUUAUGAUUCGAUUUGGGUGGUAGUUGAUUGUUUGACCAAGUCAGCUCAUUUCUUGCCAGUAAAGGUGACAUAUGGGUUUGCAAAAUUGGCAGAAAUCUACUUUAACGAGAUCUUGCAGUUGGCGGAGUGGAGUGGGAAGCAACCUUGCGAGAGGAGAAACAAUUGUUGUCACUGGCCUGGAGUGAGGUUGGAGGUGGUUCGGGUAAUCGCCCUGAAGCUGAUGGCGGCAUCUGUGGAGGAGUCGAUGUUGUUGCUGCCAAUACUGGAGAAGGAAGAAAAUGAAAAUGAUGGCGUUGAUGGGCUAUUGCUGCUGUGGAGGAAAAAGAAGGUGCUUUCAGCGGAGGGAAAUAAGUGUGGUGGAGAAAAUGAGUAUAAAUGA
This is a messenger RNA of Populus euphratica (Euphrates poplar), 1152 nucleotides long. RefSeq lists its product as uncharacterized. NCBI's taxonomy places the organism in Eukaryota, Viridiplantae, Streptophyta, Magnoliopsida, Malpighiales, Salicaceae. Bases 1 to 1152 code for a protein of 383 amino acids. Gene Ontology annotation, molecular function: nucleic acid binding. The record is from RefSeq and is a predicted model, not a curated record. The transcript has 4 exons.